This is a messenger RNA of Adineta steineri, 456 nucleotides long. The record is from the annotation of a GenBank genome assembly. Lineage: Eukaryota; Metazoa; Rotifera; Eurotatoria; Adinetida; Adinetidae.
AUGCAUUUUAUUUGCUUAACCAUCUUUAUAACUGCUUUAUUCUGUGCUAAUGGCAUCAUCGAAGGAAAACCAACUGGUCCAUCAUCGGCCAAUAUAAAGGAUUAUGUAAAAUAUUUAUUAAGUCUAAUAGGUGUGGAAAAUGAAUAUACACGAUUUUUAUCAUAUGUCAAAAUAUAUCCACCAGAAGAUAAGAAAAUGAAAGCUCUUUACGAUGAAUAUUUUUCAUUGGAAUCAUAUUUAUCUGAUCUUACAGAUAUUUAUACGAAACAUUAUACAUUAGAUGAUAUACUUAAACUUAUCGAUUUUUAUUCCAGUUCAUUGGGUAAAAAAACUCUUCAAUUAAAUCAUGAAUUAAAUCACCAAAUGGAAGAUGUAAUGUUAACGAAAAUCAGUGAUUAUAUAUUUACAUCUACAGAAAAAGGCUUCGAUAUUAUUUUACCACAAAUCUCAAACUAA